GAGGAGAGAGGCAGUCGCGUGGCUCUGUUACUGGGAGAGCUAGGUGCUGCAAUCUAGUGCUACAGAGCUAAAGAGAUGCAGAGAGAGACUGCGUGCCUGAGGACUUCAUAGCUGCAUAGGGCAGCUUUUUAGAUACAGCUAGCCAGAAGGAAUAACUGCAGUUUUUGCUCUGUUUUGAAUUGAAGCAGUUUUCACGAGGAUGCAGUUUGGGAGAUGAGUGGUCUCAGGGAGGAGCAUGCUGUGCUGUGUCAGAGGGCAGUCCACCUCAUCACUGAUCUUUGCCACAAGAAAAGCCCCAGCUUGGACCUCGAAACCUGCCGGGACUUCUUGCUGUUGCCGUCGGACCAGAGCCCUAGUAUCACCGAUCCAGAGCUCUCGAUCACCCUCCUCGCUGUGGUAGUUAUCGUGUGUGGCCUGGCCCUGGUGGCAGUCUUUCUCUUUCUCUUUUGGAAGCUCUGCUGGGUGCCCUGGAGGAACAAGGCCCUCUCGUCGAGCGACACCGGCCUCGCCCCGCCCUGCCAGGCCCCCGCUGGAGGCGGAGACUUUGAGAAGGACAGCAUGGCGACGGACAAGCUCAAGGAGCAGAGCGGAAUGGGCUUCCUGGAGGCAGCGGUGAAGAUCAGCCACACCUCCCCGGAUAUCCCUGCUGAGGUGCAGCUCUCCAUGAAGGGGCACAUCAUGAGGCACACCCGCAUCCAGAGGCAGUCGACUGAGCCAGCCUCCUCCACAAGGCACAGCUCUUUCAAGAGGCACCUCCCGCGGCAGAUGCAGGUCUCCAGCCUGGACGACGACACGGACCUCCUGUAUGUCAACGAGCAGCCCACCAGCAUCGGUCGCAUCAAGCCGGAGCUGUACAAGCAGAAAUCUGUGGAGGCGGAGGAGUCCACCAAGGCCAACCUCAAGCCCUGCGGCACCAUCAACUUCUCUCUCCAGUACGACUACGAGAUCGAGGCGCUGGUCGUGCGCAUCCUCAAGGCCUUAGACCUGCCCGCCAAGGACCUGUGCGGCAGCUCGGACCCAUACGUCAAGAUCUACCUGCUCCCCGACCGCAAGUGCAAGUUCCAGACGCGCGUGCAUCGCAAGACCCUGAACCCCACCUUCGACGAGGCCUUCCACUUCCCCCUGCCCUACGAGGAGCUUGCCAACCGCAAGCUGCACCUCAGCGUCUUCGACUUCGACCGUUUCUCCAGGCACGACAUGAUCGGAGAGGUCAUCCUGGAGAACCUGUUCGAGGCCUCCGACCUGUCGAGGGAGACGUCGCUCUGGAAGGACAUCCAGUACGCCACCACGGAGAGUGUGGACCUGGGGGAGAUCAUGUUCUCUCUGUGUUAUCUGCCCACUGCUGGGAGACUCACCCUCACUGUCAUCAAGUGCAGAAACCUCAAAGCCAUGGACAUCACUGGAUACUCAGACCCGUACGUGAAGGUGUCCCUGCUCUGCGACGGGCGACGCUUGAAGAAGAAGAAGACAACGAUCAAGAAGAACACACUGAACCCCACCUACAACGAGGCCAUCAUCUUCGACAUCCCUCCUGAGAACAUGGACCAAGUCAGCCUGCUCAUCUCCGUCAUGGACUACGACCGGGUGGGGCACAAUGAGAUCAUCGGGGUGAACCGCGUGGGGAUUACGGCUGAGGGGCUGGGCCGAGACCACUGGAACGAGAUGCUGGCGUACCCCCGCAAACCCAUCGCUCACUGGCACUCCCUGGUGGAGUCCAAGAAAUCUGUCAAAGAGUGGCAGGGUCGUACUGCCAGCUUCGACAGCCAGUGCUCCUGCCCUUCCCCCAAGCCUCCUGCCACCCCCUGAGAGAGACCCAGAGAGUGAAGGAGGAGUGAGAGGAGCUGCCCUGGCCAUCGCCGCCAGCACGGCUGUGAACAUACUAUACAGUGUCCCUGUCUGUCUGAGGAAAAAGGAAAAACACUCCCUCCUUACCCAUCCCAGCUUCACUUCCAAAGAGAGACCACAGAACUCUCCUCAAGCACAAGGAAAUCGCAGACUGAACCCUCAACACGUGCUGCUCCUGGCAGCGCAGCAACGAGAGCUGGAAUCAUUUGAGAACCCACGUUUGCACUCGGAGUGGAUAUUUUUGUAUUUCAUUAAUCCUGAAUGCGAGAAGUGUAAUUUUAAUUUCAUUUUAAAGGCCUGUAGAUCUCUCCCAGGACCAAGCUCAUGUAUUACAGGAGAAUCUUCUCUCUCAAAGUAUUUCUUCCUAUAUCGGGGCUCUGUUCACAAACUAGCGAGUUAUUUAAAGAAAGUGUUUUAAAAAUGUUUUUGUUGUUCUUGAUGGAUUAAAUAAAAGUUUGGAUUUUUAUUAAA
This is a messenger RNA of Acipenser ruthenus (sterlet), 2316 nucleotides long. RefSeq names its product synaptotagmin-6-like. Gene Ontology annotation, cellular component: membrane. Gene Ontology annotation, molecular function: calcium-dependent phospholipid binding; calcium ion binding; clathrin binding. Bases 214 to 1806 code for a protein of 530 amino acids. The transcript has 7 exons. Gene Ontology annotation, biological process: regulation of dopamine secretion; cellular response to calcium ion; regulation of calcium ion-dependent exocytosis. The record is from RefSeq and is a predicted model, not a curated record. Lineage: Eukaryota; Metazoa; Chordata; Actinopteri; Acipenseriformes; Acipenseridae.